This is a messenger RNA of Protobothrops mucrosquamatus (brown spotted pit viper), 504 nucleotides long. RefSeq names its product tripartite motif-containing protein 52-like. NCBI's taxonomy places the organism in Eukaryota, Metazoa, Chordata, Lepidosauria, Squamata, Viperidae. Bases 22 to 504 code for a protein of 160 amino acids. The record is from RefSeq and is a predicted model, not a curated record. Gene Ontology annotation, molecular function: zinc ion binding. The transcript has a single exon.
AUCCCGGCGGAGGAGGCAGCGAUGGCGGCCGCAGCGUCCAUGGAGGAUUUGCUGGAAGAAGCCACCUGCUCCAUCUGCCUGGAGUAUUUCCAGGACCCCGUGCUCAUCCCGGAGUGCGGCCACAACUUCUGCCGGGGCUGCCUGACCCGCAGUUGGGGGACGUCGGAAUCGGAGGCUUCCUGUCCCCAGUGCAGACAGACCUUCGAGCCCCGCAACGUCCUGCCCAACAGGCAGCUGGUGCGGCUGGUGGAAAUAGCCAGGCGAUGCGGAGGCCCUUGGGGCGAGGACGGAGGGAGCCUCUGCCAGAAGCACCGGGAGCCCCUCAAGCUCUUUUGUAAGCACCACGAGACCCUCAUCUGCGUGGUCUGCAACCUAUCCCAAGAGCACAGGGGCCACUCGGUGAUCCCGGCGGAGGAGGCUUUCCAGGAGUACCAGGUAGGAAUCCGCCAGGGGGAAUCCCUGCGGAGGGCCAUCCAGAUCCUGGGCCUUCCAGGCAAUCCUUGA